Messenger RNA from Plenodomus lingam JN3, 1146 nucleotides. NCBI's taxonomy places the organism in Eukaryota, Fungi, Ascomycota, Dothideomycetes, Pleosporales, Leptosphaeriaceae. The record is from RefSeq and is a predicted model, not a curated record.
AUGGUCAAGGAGACCAAGCUUUACGAUUACCUAGGUAUGCUUGCCCUCGGCAUAUCACCCACGGCGACGCAAGAUGAGAUCAAGAAAGCAUAUCGCAAGGCAGCGCUAAAGUGGCAUCCGGACAAGAACAAGGACAAUCCACAGGCGUCUGAGAAGUUCAAAGAAUGCUCCCAGGCGUACGAAAUCCUCUCCGACCCCGAAAAGCGCAAGACGUACGAUCAAUACGGCCUGGAAUUCUUGCUACGUGGCGGCGUACCACAGCCUGAAGGAGAUGCAGGGUCUGGAGGCAUGCCUUUUGGAGGCGGAGGCGGGGGAUUUCCCUUUGCCCAGUCAGGUGGCAUGCCUGGCGGCACUCGCUCAUUCCAUUUCUCAACCAGUGGUGGCGGCAACGGCUUCAACUUCUCAAACGCCGAUGACAUAUUCUCCGAGUUCUUGCGUAGUAGUGGAGGGGGUAUGGGUAUGAAUGGUGGCGCAGACGAUGACUUUGGCGGAUUUGGCAUGGGAGGUAUGCCUGGCGGUAUGCCUGGUGGGAUGGGUGGGAUGGGUGGAAUGGGUGGAAUGGGAGGAAAACGCAGCAGGUUCUCUGGUGGAAGAAGAGCGCCAGAGCCAGAAGUUACGAUUGUGGAAAAGCCACUGCCUGUGAGCUUGGAAGAGCUAUACAGCGGUACAACAAAGAAGCUGAAGAUCAAGCGUAAGACGUAUGAUCAAAGCACAGGAAAGCAGAGUACGCAGGAUCGGAUUCUGGAAGUCCCGAUCAAGCAAGGAUUGAAAGCGGGAAGCAAGAUCAAGUUUUCAGAUGUUGGUGAUCAGGUCGAGGGCGGGACUCAGGAUCUGCAUUUCAUCGUCUCUGAGAAACCACACGCCAUGUUCGUGCGCGAAGGCGAUGAUGUAAAGCACAUCAUCGAACUUGAUCUCAAAGAAGCCCUUACGGGCUGGCGACGCACAGUACAGACUAUCGACGGCAAGCAACUCAGCGUUGGCAGCGGUGGUCCUACCGGACCAAAUUGGACCGAACGAUAUCCCAACCUGGGUAUGCCUAAGUCGAAGAAACCUUCGGAGAGAGGCGAUUUCAUCAUUGGCGUCAAGAUUAAGUUCCCCACUAGUUUGACGAGCACGCAGAGGGAGCAGUUGAAGAAGAUUCUGUAA